AUGCAGACCAAACUCCCUUACCUCGAGAAAGCCUCAACCGGCCAACAGCUCGUUGUCGAUGGAGAGCCUUUUCUAAUGCGCCCGGCCGAGCUUCAAAAUUCUUCAUUGAGCUCCGCCAAAUUCAUGAAGGAUGUGUGGCCCCAACUGGUACAGGGGAAGAUAAACACUGUCCUCGGCUCCGUCAGCUGGGAACAUAUUGAGCCUCGUGAGGGAGAAUUCUGCUUCGAGGAGCUCGAUGAGAUAUUGCAAAAUGCGCGUUCACACGGUCUGCGCCUUGUGCUGUUGUGGUUUGGAUCGUUCAAAAACAGUACGGAUAACGCCACAACGUUGAAGUACACCAUAUAG
Molecule: messenger RNA, 345 nt
Organism: Aspergillus melleus
Lineage: Eukaryota; Fungi; Ascomycota; Eurotiomycetes; Eurotiales; Aspergillaceae
Product: putative beta-galactosidase
Exons: 1
Coding region: 1-345 (114 amino acids)
Biological process (GO): carbohydrate metabolic process
Cellular component (GO): beta-galactosidase complex
Molecular function (GO): beta-galactosidase activity
Source: RefSeq, a predicted model, not a curated record